Messenger RNA from Diaporthe amygdali, 873 nucleotides. RefSeq lists its product as uncharacterized. Bases 1 to 873 code for a protein of 290 amino acids. The record is from RefSeq and is a predicted model, not a curated record. Gene Ontology annotation, cellular component: membrane. The transcript has 3 exons. Lineage: Eukaryota; Fungi; Ascomycota; Sordariomycetes; Diaporthales; Diaporthaceae. Gene Ontology annotation, molecular function: signaling receptor activity.
AUGACCAAGCCACCCAAGCCCAAGCUCAUACUCUUCGACGAGCUCCCAGAAUGGUAUCAAGAUAACCCGCACAUCCACCACGGCUACCGGCCCGUCUCGGGCUCAACAAGGGCCUCCAUCGCGAGCUGGCGCCACGUACACAACGAGACCAUCAACAUCCACACGCACCUCGUGCCGUGCGCAGCCUUCCUCUUGGGCGAGUGGUACGUCCUGCAGCACCUACACGCCCGCUACGCGGCAGUCGCGCUGGCCGACAAACUGGUCUUCGCUGCCUUCUUGCUCGCCGCGGCGGUGUGCCUUGGGCUGUCAGCUGCUUACCACACACUCAUCAACCAUUCCCAGGCCAUGGAGCGCAUGUGGCUCCGCCUUGAUCUCGUUGGCAUCGUCCUGCUCACUGUUGGGGACCUGGUCUCGGGGGUGUACAUGGUCUUUUGGUGUGAGCCGUUGCAGCGGUGGAUCUACUGGGCCAUGAUUCUGUCGCUGGGCUCCUUGACUGUCCUCGUCGUGGUCCACCCUAGGUUCCAAGGACCGCGUUGGCGAGGUUUCCGGAUCGCCUGCUUCGUCGGCACCGGCAUGUCGGGCCUCGCGCCGCUCGCACACGGCCUCUACCUGUUCGGACUGCCGACGAUGAUGCGACAGUCUGGCAUGCCGUAUUAUCUUGCCGAGGGCGGGCUUCUGUGCCUUGGUGUUUCCGUAUAUGCGACCCGAUUUCCCGAGUCCGUCUGGCCGGGGAAGUUCGACAUCUACGGAUCAUCGCAUCAGAUAUUCCAUCUCCUUGUCGUUCUGGCCACCGUGACGCAAUUGGUCGGAUUGCUUGCUGCGUUCGAUUAUAACUAUCAGAACCGGGCUUGUCUGCCAAUCCGAGUGAAUUAG